UGUUGACAAACUAGGCUCGUACUUAUCUUAAAAACGGGACGAAAAAACAGUUUUAUUAUCUCAUAUGUCGAUCUAAUGUCUUUUAUUUCUAAAAAUAUCUUUCGAAUAAUAAAUUGUUAAAAGUUUUGAACUUCGCCUAAGAGUUCGAAAAUAAUCUACGAAAAUGAACUAAUAGAAAAAAAAAGUGUCGAAAAGUUUCGAUUAUAUAUUCUAAGAAUGAAUGAAGAGUAAAUUAUUUGUGAGAAUUUAAGUUAAUAUGAAAAUAAAUAAGUUAGUCAAUAUUCUAGAACAAGCUCUAGAAAUAAAAAUAUCUUAAAUUAUUUCAACUAAAACGAAAAAGAACAAAGAAAAUGAAUUUAUUUUUUUUCAGCCAAGAUAAAUUCCAUAAACAAAUUAAAAAACUACGUAAAUGAUAAUUUUUUCAGAUUUGUUGUUAAUCUUUUGAAGUUUUCUAAACAAACUUAAUGAUGAAUAGUCAAAUGGAAAGAUUUAUUGUUAUUCUUUUAUAAAGUAAGACCACUAAAAAAGAACUCGUUUAUUAUAUAAUAGAUAAUAUGUAUUAUAUUGAAAUAAUUUCUCUCGUAUAACUGAAGUCAAUUGAUUUUUUUCACGUUUAUCAUUGAGAAAAAAAAGAAUAGUUUGUUUUUGAAGAAAUCGUUAUGAGAAAUAAAUUUGCUAAUAUUGUCUAUUAUAAAUUUUGCAAGACUCUAAUUGAUUUUUCGUUUAUAGAGUUGAUAAUUCAUUAUUAUCUUCUGACAUAUAAUCGAGAGUCUCAAUAGAAUGGUUGAAUAUAAUAAAAAAAAAUAAAAUAUUUUCAAUUGAAAAAUGAUAAAACUAAUGUAAUUAGUGACAAUACUUAUUUACACUAGACAAUAUAUAAUAUCAAAUCUUUCAAAUAUAUUUUAAAAAACACAUAUUUUCUACAAAAAUUUUAUUUUAAUAAAUAAUCUGAUUAUAUAAACGAUAGUACUCAAAAUCUUCUCGAUCAAUUUUAUAUGUAAAAACGAUGAUUUGUCAAUAAUGUAACCGGCUGUGUAAGAACAUUUCUUUGACCUAGGCUGAUUUCAACGUAAAAAAACCAACUAGGCGCUUCUUUUUCUUUCUCAAGAAGAAAGACAAUAUAAUAUAAGCAUGAUUAGGUAGAUCUAUAUAUAUAUAUAUACCCAAUCGGGUGACAUAAUCAUAGGUUGAUAGUAUUUAUAAAGCUAAUAAAAUAAAAAUAUUGAAAAGAGUAUUAAUUUAAAUUUAUCAAUGUUUGGAAGUAUUAGUAGUGAAAUUUGAUCAUACAAUGUUAUUGCCAAAUAAGAUGGAUAUAAAAUUGAUCAAUAUUAUAAAUAAUAUUCCUAUGAAGUUCCAGCAAAGACUGAUUUUUCAUCAAAUACUGGAAGUGGAUUUUUUCGAUUGUUUAAAUAUAUAUCUUUAAAUAAUAAUACACAAGGAAAAAUCUCGAUAACAGCUCCAGUUAUAAUGCAAGAAAGUGAAUGUGAUAGUGAUAUAAAACGUCGAAUGUCAUUUAUAAUGUCUUCUUCAAGAUUUCAAUCUUCAGAUAAAAUUUCAACAGCUAGUGAUAAAAAUAUUGAAAUUAUCGAACAAGAUAAUUUAUUUAAUAUCGGUUCUAUUACAUUUAAUAUGUCAAUGAUAAGAGAGAGAAAUGCAAUAAAAUAA
This is a messenger RNA of Rotaria sordida, 1665 nucleotides long. The record is from the annotation of a GenBank genome assembly. Lineage: Eukaryota; Metazoa; Rotifera; Eurotatoria; Philodinida; Philodinidae.